AAAACAUACCCAAUGGGGUGGGUUGCCCUAUUCUUUCUGGUUCUCCUGCGAUGUGCCGUUGCCAUCUUUCAAAACACGUUUAGCCCCAUCCCGAACGUGGUUGCAAACUAUCUUAAUGUCAGCUUGACCGGCAUUAACUGGCUCUAUAAUGUCGUCAGUAUAGUUUAUAUUGUAGUAAGCUUCGGUACAGGAUGGUUAUAUGAAGUACUUGGGCCAAAGAAAACGUUUGCUGCCGUUUGGUUUACUGAAGACAAGCGUGCAACUGCAGGAAUGUUUGUCGGUAUGUAUCCUUUUAUAAGAGUGAUUAUGGUAGCUGUAAUCUGCACUAUAGCUCUGAUUCCUCAGUUCUUUAUUCCAGCGAAGCCAUCCACUCCUCCAUCCAUUAUUGAAAUUAGACAGCAAUCAUCAUCGUCAAUGUCAUCUGACGCACGAUUAUCUGUCUGGAAAAGCACUCGAAUACUUUCAAAGAAUGUCCAUUUCUGGAUUCUGUGCGGCAUCCACGGGUUAAACGUCGGCUUAAGUAUCGCGUGGGGUGGAUUAACCAACCAAGCUUUAAGCCCUUAUGGUUAUUCUGACCAAGAAUCUGGAAAUAUUGUUGCCGUUGGUAUCUGCGCAGGAACUUUGGGCUGCUUAACGGCUGGUCCGUUAUUAGAUGCAACUAAACGGCACAAUCUUUUCUUAAAACUGAUGGCUCCAUUUAUGUGCAGUACUUAUGUCGCAUUCGUCUUUAUAAGUAUGCUUCUUGCUUACACACAACCUACCUUUUUUUUUUGUACUUUAGCCACGUUUCCCGUACCCGAAUCCAUAUCCACAUCCAUUCUUUGGCAGAUUGGCCAGCUGAUUGGUUUCAUUCUGGUGUUAAUCAUGGACAACUUCCGAGAUCCAAAUGGAAAUCCACCUAAUAACAUGUUCAAGGCCUUGAUAUUCCAAGCGGCUAUUUCGGCAGUAUGUGUUGCUUUAUGUGCCAUCUAUUGUGGUCCCAUGAAACGUACAGAAGCA
Messenger RNA from Zychaea mexicana, 999 nucleotides. RefSeq names its product major facilitator superfamily domain-containing protein. The annotation marks the transcript as partial. The transcript has 5 exons. Gene Ontology annotation, cellular component: membrane. The record is from RefSeq and is a predicted model, not a curated record. NCBI's taxonomy places the organism in Eukaryota, Fungi, Mucoromycota, Mucoromycetes, Mucorales, Lichtheimiaceae.